This is a messenger RNA of Trichoderma harzianum CBS 226.95, 651 nucleotides long. RefSeq lists its product as hypothetical. NCBI's taxonomy places the organism in Eukaryota, Fungi, Ascomycota, Sordariomycetes, Hypocreales, Hypocreaceae. Bases 159 to 563 code for a protein of 134 amino acids. The record is from RefSeq and is a predicted model, not a curated record. The transcript is spliced from 2 exons.
GGCCGUCGAUUUCUGGAGGCUGCCGUCUCCAACGGGAUUUUUUCCAGGUUCCUUUUUGCCCACCAGCACUUGGGAAUACUGGCGUCUUUUUGCGGAUAGCCUACAGCACUAAAUUCCACUGCGUCGUGCAUUCCUCCUUGCUAGUAGGGCAACGUGAGAUGAUGCGAUGCCGGGGUGGAAUUUCACUAAGAAAAAAAAAGAGACAGAAUGAUAGAGUGAGAGAGAACGACGACGAGGGAGAAACAGGAAAAGGAAAUGAAAGAAAGAAAAAUACAGUGCUCACGAGAGAAAAGAGAGCAUGGGUAGGAAAAGAUUGGUGCUGUGGUAUGUGCAACAACUGGACACGUGCGCAUACUCCCGUUCUCGUCUCUUUGCGGUCUUCUUCUUCUCUUUGCGCAGAUAUGCUCAGCACUGCCCAGUCAGCUGGCUUCGUCCUGCUACUUCGACAGCGCCCGUACUCUUCCAAUCCCCGGUUUCGAGGGUCAUCAGGACACUACAUCCCGCUGUUUGGGGGCCGCAGUGACAGCUCCCUCAUCCCAUCCAUCAGUCGCAACGAUAAUUGAAUACAUAUUCAUGGACCAAAUGUGGGGGUCCCCAAGUGUCACGCCCACCAACAAUAGCCAUGGCGGCUCGCCAGUUGGGGUCAGGUUA